AAGGAUCAAAAAGAGAGUUUAAAAUAUGAAAAGUUUAAAAAGGUAAAUCCUCUGUGUUGAUACAGAAAUCAGUUGAAAGAUAAUAGACCAGCCCUCUAUAUCAAUAGAGAAGAGCAUGCUCACGUGAAGAAAAUAUAUACGAUUAAUGAGGAAGUUUAAAAGCAAGAUUUACUACUUUGAGAAAUAUAAAAGACUUUGAAACGUUUGGGUGUAAACAAAAAACAAGUGCAUAAAUAAAUAUGCAAAUCUGUGCGCACUAUUCUAUGUUUUAUCUACCAUAAGGAAAAAAUAUUUGUACAAAAGUUCGGAUAAUACCUUUUAAAUCAUUUUCUAGAUUGUAACAAUCAGUCAAUAUGGCAAAUGAAAAUCUUUCAAGGGAUAUGGAGAUAUCAUAUUGUUAUAAAUGCGCGUUGAGAAAAAUAAAAGUUGGAGGUGCCUUUUACUGCCAGGAAUGUUCAAAGCGUCUGUGUAAAGACUGCGCAGCUCUUCAUACGGCUAAGAAAAGACAUAGAGGGCACGAAAUAAGAGAAAUUAUGGAAUACCCGAAGUCACCAAUGACACUCGCAGACAAAGACGAGAUUGGGUCUCUUAUUAAUUCACCCACGGGUUGUCGCCCUAAAAACCAAUACAGCCCUGAACCAAGGAUGCACAGAAAUCAUGCUUACGACGACACAACACCUUCUGAUCCGCCGUACUUGAAUCAAGAUGUGCCCAUCACGGAAGAAGACCUUCAUGAUUACGAAAUUGUUGACUUACAUGCACCAGACAUGGAGGACAACAUUGGAUACAACUUCAUAGUUGACAUAGCAAGCACGCCACUUGCAGAAAAGUGUAAAGUAGUGGGCAAAAAAAUCUUGUUCAUUCACGUCAGAGGUAUAACUGUAAAAGAACCAUCGACUGGAAACGGCGUUUUCACAUACCAGUUAACAUGGAUACGGCGAUAUGGAAACAAAUCUGGAAUAUUCUAUUUUGAGGUUGGACGAAAGUGUCCGCACAGUGAGGGCAACAUUGAAAUGAGGUGUAAGGAUGAAAAAACUGCCAAAGUUAUUCAGAAAUCUGUGCUUAAGUGUACACAGCUAUAUGAACACAAAAAAUCAAAAGAUAAAACCCUGUGACUGUAUCUAAGUGUGGUUUUUACAAGGCAUGGUUUCAAAAUAGCUUCAAUGGAUUGUUACUAUUUAUAGAUGGAGUGUAUAAUAAUUGGAAAUGUAUUGGAUUUCAGGCAAAACAUGUUUUUCUCGUCUUAAUUGUAUUUUGUUCAGCAAAUACGCUUAAGAAAUCCUUUAGAUGUUUAUACAGAAUACUUGGAUUAAAAUGAUGGUUAUCUGAACUUUUAUAUCACACCAGGCUUCAUAAGUCUCUUAUAACAGGAUUAAACUAAACUCACAAUU
Mya arenaria is the source of this 1391-nucleotide messenger RNA. RefSeq lists its product as uncharacterized. The record is from RefSeq and is a predicted model, not a curated record. The transcript is spliced from 2 exons. Gene Ontology annotation, biological process: cell surface receptor protein tyrosine kinase signaling pathway. Bases 354 to 1115 code for a protein of 253 amino acids. Gene Ontology annotation, molecular function: zinc ion binding. NCBI's taxonomy places the organism in Eukaryota, Metazoa, Mollusca, Bivalvia, Myida, Myidae. Gene Ontology annotation, cellular component: cytoplasm.